Brassica oleracea var. oleracea is the source of this 321-nucleotide messenger RNA. RefSeq lists its product as uncharacterized. The record is from RefSeq and is a predicted model, not a curated record. Lineage: Eukaryota; Viridiplantae; Streptophyta; Magnoliopsida; Brassicales; Brassicaceae. The transcript has a single exon. Bases 1 to 321 code for a protein of 106 amino acids.
AUGGGGUCAUCGUUUCGCAUGAAGUCGUCGCAUCAUGCGGAUAUCAAAGGCAAGGGGAUCUCAUAUGAAGAUGAUGAUGCGCCAAUCAAGUUGGUGGAUCGAGACGAUUCUUUUGUCAUCAAGGAGCUUGGCUUGACCUUGAUCGGGAAGGUUCUAAACCCGAAGAAGCAGAACGUCGAGAAGCUACUUCAGACGAUGCCUGCACAAUGGGGCCUUGCAGAGAGAAUCACGGCUAAUGACCUAGGGAAUGGGAAGUUUUUGUUUAAUUUUUCGAACGUGGAGGAUCUUAACUACGUCAUGGCGAAGGGGCCAUUCCAUUAA